CCUCAAGCGAAUACUAAUAAAAGUGUUUAUAAGAAACAUUGAUUAGGUACAUGAUUUUAAAUAAAUAAUAAUCAAAUGUCUUCUUAAUUUACAACAUAUAAUACCUACUGCAAUGACUGAAAAAAGAAAAAGUCAAGAAUCUGGAGAAGAAUGGUCAAAAUAUGCAAAGUAUUAUAAUCCAAUUAAAAUAGGAUCAAUUGAUGGAACAGAUACAGAGCCUCAUGAUAAAGCUAUAAUUCGCGCCAUUAAUUCCGAAUAUAAACCGAAUAGACAUGUAAAAGGUAGACCAGAAUGUACAUUAUUUGUUGCAAGGUUAAAUCCUAAAACAUCAAAAGAUACAAUUAAGGAACAGUUUUCAAGGUUUGGACGUUUACGUAGGUUUCGUUUAGUGAAAGAUAUAGUAACAGGGAUGGCAAAGGGUUACGCAUUUGUAGAAUAUGAAUUGGAAAGUUCAGCAGAUGAAGCAUAUCGCAAAGCAAAUAAAAUGAACAUUGAUGGCCAAAUAAUUUUUGUUGAUUUUGAAUGUGAAAGGCUUCUUAAGGGAUGGAAGCCAAGAAGAUUGGGAGGGGGAUUUGGAGGUAAAAAGGAGUCCGGCCAGUUACGUUUUGGAGGAAGAGAUAGGCCAUUUAGGAAGCCAAUAGAUCUAGAGAUAAAGCAGAGACAACUUUAUCGUGAAAGAAAAAAUUGACAAUAAACGGUGAAAUAAAAUUAUAUAUGUAUAUAAAAAAAUUAUUUAAAAGAGCGUAUAUAAUCCAAGUACAUAGGUGUUAAUUAAAUAUAUUUCUAAAUAAUUAAACAAAUUUUCAUUCCUAAUUUGCCUGCCUCUAGUAAGUUUUUUGUUUUCUAUUAAUCAAAAAAAUUACAAACGACGAACACUUAACUUGAAGUUCCAAAGAAAAAUUAUAGAGGGACAGUUUGCAAGACGUUUUGGCGGUAAAUGUGAUGGUUAAUUUGGUAAAUGCAGAAAGGAUUUUAUGAGAUUUUAUAAAAUCUUAAAUUUUAAAGUAAUGUGACUGUGUUCGUGAUAAUUGACGUAUAAAUGCAAGUAUACAUUUAAUUGUGUAUUAUAAAAGUAGUAAAACCAGACAAAAGUAAAGCAAGAAUCAAAGAAUUCGAGCUGAAAAGGUUAUUAUUCAUAGGUUACUGUUACAAGAAGGUUACAGUAACCAAGUGGUAAUUUGUCUAUGGUGGUAAUUCCCAUUUAAUUUCUUUGUUUAUGUUUAUGAAUGACUCCAAUUUAUUUAUUAAUGUAACGUUUAUUAAAAAGGUAACAAGGUAAAAAUUAUGUACUAGGUAUGAAAUACAAUAAAUACUUCCACAAAAAAAGCAGAGCAAUGAUUGGGAGCGAUCAGUAAUGAUAUAAGGCAAGAAAUGACGCCCAGAGGAUUUAAGAGGAAUUCCAUAAAAUCCGAUGGUUAUAAACAAACUACAUUAGUAUCAUACUUCAGUAAUCGGAAGUUAUUAAAUCAAGAAAUUACAAGUGAAGCUGAAAAAAAUACGAGUUUGUUUACAGUUGCUUCUAAAGUUAUGAGUGAUUUAAGUAUAACUUCUGAUCAAUCUAGCACUGUCAUUACUUCAGAAAGAAAUUUAGUCAGAAAAAUCUACAGGUUAAAUCAUGUAGACAGUGUAUAUUCUCAAUCCCAAGCAGUUAUAAAUGAAAAUGAAAGUACUAAAAGCAUACAGCAGUAUGUACCUAAGUUGUAUACUCCAAUAAUUCCAUAUAAAACCUACCAAAAAGAAUAUGAAAAGUCAAAGCAAACUAUAAUAGUGGAAUCACAAGCAAUAACUCCUUCAAAACAAAAAAAUGUUAAUACCACUAGUCAGAUUUGUAAGACACCUACAAAAAUUAAAUGUGAUUCUAUUACACCAAAGAAAUUAAAACUAUCUCCCAAAAAGGAAAGAUUUUCCCCAGAACAAAAAUCAUUAAUGGAAAAUUCAGGAAUGACUCAUGUACUGAAAAAAAUAGUUGAUAAUACAUUAGCACAAUCUCGAUUUCGUGCUUUACUAGCUGCACAUGAAGAAAAACAAAUUAAAAUAUUUUUAAAUAAGAACAGUUUUUACCAGUACUUCCUUUGUAAAUUAGUAACCAGGAAGCAUGUUUGGUAUAAUAUUUUCAAGUUAGUUGAAGACUUGAAAAUGAACAUAACUGAGUCACAGAUAAGGAAAAUGUAUGAAGAACUUAAAGAGACUGGCUACAUUAAAACAGAUUAUUCAACUGAGGACCUUUCUUUUUUAUUGGAACUUUUAUCAAAAAAAGAAAUCAUUGGUAUAUGUAAAACCUUCAGAGUGCUUCACAAAGACCUUAAGAAACAAGAUUUAAUUAACAAAUUACUAAGUACUGUCAAUUGCCAUCAACCUUAUUUCACUCCCAUUAAAUCAGCUAGUCAGGUACUUAGAGAAAAUGUUAAUAAAACCAUGGGACUCUGUGUAAAGUUGCAUGAGAACUUUUAUAAUUUAUUAUACAAGUUUUAUGUUCUAUACUUUCUUACUGACUAUUCAUCAUGUUUAAAUAUAACUGAUUGGAAUUAUCUUAUGUUCCAAAUAGAACAAAAUGAAAUAAUUUACCCUAAAUUUAAUGUUGACGAGAAUGUUAUUAUUUUUACCACUAAAGAAGAAUUUGAAGAAUACAUAAAGAGUUAUGCACAUUAUCAGUCUGCCCUUAUGGCAGAUAGUAAGAAGCAAAGAGCUUUACUCUUGGAUCUUUGUAAAACUGCCGCACAGGAACUCGAUAAACUUCUAAUAAAAAAUUGUGAACAUACCAGGGAUUCAAAUGUCAGAAAGUUUUCUGCUGGGUAUGUGUAUGCUCACACAAUAUCAUCAAAUAUAGACAAUCUUUUAUGUAAAUAUCCGAAAGAUAUGUAUGAGCUUAUAACAUGUUUAUUGCGGCAGAAUUUGUACAAACAGUCAAAACGGGGUUAUUGGUAUGAAAAACUGGCAUGGAUAGAGUGGAAGUAUUUAAAAAAUCAUGAACAGGCUGUUCAUACCCUGACAAAGGCUCUAAUGGACAAAACAAUUAAUGAAGUUGCAAAACACAAUUUGUCUCAGCUGGGUAGAAAAUUCAAGGAAAUGAAAAAUGUAAAUUUACUGAAUUCUACUCGUGAUGAGAUUUGUUUAAAUGUUAUUGAUCCUCCUGAUCAUGUUCCAUUUAAAGAAGUUGUGAUUAAUGCUGUCACUGAUAGGGAAAAUACGUCUGGAAAAAA
Agrilus planipennis (emerald ash borer) is the source of this 3200-nucleotide messenger RNA. RefSeq names its product U11/U12 small nuclear ribonucleoprotein 35 kDa protein. The transcript has 7 exons. Gene Ontology annotation, molecular function: 5'-flap endonuclease activity; mRNA binding; snRNA binding. The record is from RefSeq and is a predicted model, not a curated record. NCBI's taxonomy places the organism in Eukaryota, Metazoa, Arthropoda, Insecta, Coleoptera, Buprestidae. Gene Ontology annotation, cellular component: precatalytic spliceosome; nucleus; U12-type spliceosomal complex. Gene Ontology annotation, biological process: interstrand cross-link repair; mRNA splicing, via spliceosome. The coding region runs from base 113 to 688 and encodes 191 amino acids.